CACACGCCUGACGUUUCAAGAGUUCUGAUUGGCCGCUGGAGUUGUCGUCCUGGUUAUAUGUGAGGGAGCGGCUGGAUUUCAUCUCAGUACAUUCUGAUUAUAGUGUUCAGUCUGCCGGUCGGAGGACAUCUGAACUUUGUGUGAGCGAUCCCAGUUUGAGAGGAAUAAUCAUGGGCCAAGCUCCCUCAUACUCAGGAGAAGAAUAUCACAGUUAUUAUUUUAGCCUUUAUAGCUCUGCUUUACGGAAUCAGCAAUGCCUCCUCCCAGAUGUGGGCAUAGAUGAGUCUCUACUGAGAUAUUCUGGUACCGACUCCAACGCGGUGCUGCAGGCGUUCUCUACUGAGAUGCUCAACUCGGUGCCAGGUUACGUCGGCAGGCUGGGAUCCAUUUUGGGUUCGAAGACUCCAAUCCCGAAUGCUGUUGGACUUGGAGCUUUGGUGAUUUCCUUGAUCAUAGAGAUCGCCAUCAAGAGCAGCUCUCGGCCACGCGAUAACACAUACAGCCUCCUACGCCGUGUGUUCGGAGAAGAGAAAGCUUCGAGUGUCCAAGACACAAUGUCCGAGGUUUUGGAGCGGCAUGACAUGUUCAAGGACAAUAACCAGCGAUUACGGGAGGAAAUGAGGAGACUGGAACAGCAGCUGAGCUACCACCUCACCAUCCUCAGAAGCUCCCUGGUGCGUGACGGACAGAUGAGCAGCCGCGGGUUCAAGAUCUGGGUCAACGGAGCCGCCUUCCACGUCCAACUGUUGAUCCAUGAGGCUCGGCUGAAUAUUCAGACUGGCAGACCUGCGUCAGAGUACCUAAAUCCUAUCAAUACUGCCAUUGAUUCGCAUAUGCGGACCCUGGACAGCUUGCUGCAGGAAUACAAGACCUUCAAGAUCAAUUCUAAAAUGUUCACGUACCAACCACCUGUCAAUUUAGUUUAUGCAGCAACUCCAAGCAUAUGUACCAUGGCGAAUAAUGAAGUUCAAAACUGUCAAGUACAUUUUGAAAAUAAUUACAACCCGUGUGGUCAUCCAGGCAUGAAUUCGGCUUAUAUGGAUAUUGUUUACUCUAAUUAUGAACCAAUCACAGGCUUAAAGAGUUAUUUUUUAAAUGUCAAGAACAACGUCAACUCUCUAAUCCAUCAACGUGGAACAUUCACUGUGCCGUCAGCAGCAGGUUAGCUGAGAUAUUUGGGUUUAAAGAUCACUAAUGACACAGUAAUGG
This is a messenger RNA of Etheostoma cragini (Arkansas darter), 1209 nucleotides long. RefSeq lists its product as uncharacterized. Bases 171 to 1166 code for a protein of 331 amino acids. Lineage: Eukaryota; Metazoa; Chordata; Actinopteri; Perciformes; Percidae. The transcript is spliced from 2 exons. The record is from RefSeq and is a predicted model, not a curated record.